Messenger RNA from Crotalus tigris (Tiger rattlesnake), 10183 nucleotides. It is a transcript of the gene TTC34, whose product is annotated as tetratricopeptide repeat domain 34. The transcript is spliced from 11 exons. The record is from RefSeq and is a predicted model, not a curated record. Bases 4903 to 8100 code for a protein of 1065 amino acids. Gene Ontology annotation, molecular function: protein binding. Lineage: Eukaryota; Metazoa; Chordata; Lepidosauria; Squamata; Viperidae.
AAGAAAAAGAAAGGAGAAGGAAGGGGGGAAACACACACACACACACACAAAAACAACCAGCACUAACCAACGCUGGUUUGUUUCUUCAAGAGUUGAAAGGCGGGGGGGGGAAGGAAAGAGAGGGGGGGAGAGGGGUUUUUUUUCCCCCCUCUCCCCUCGCCCGUCCUAUCCUCUUCCUCCUGGUCGCUGAUCUCCCCCCCCUCGUUUUCUUCCCCCCCGGAUCUGCCCCUUUAAGAAAACCCUCUCCCCCCCCACCGUUCCUCUCUAACCCUUUCCACGCUGCCCACUCGCUCGAGGAUGGACAGACUUCGCAAGAAGCGGCGCAAACAUCUGGGAAGAGCCGGCGUGGAUGGCUCCAAAAAGGAGCGCGACCUUGGCAAAGGCGGGACCGACCCGGAUCUGCUUAGAAGUAGUUGCUGCCGCUGCUGAUUGUGGUGGUGAUUGUACUGUUGUCUUGCACCCCCCCCCCGAGUCCCGAACCGCCGGCUCCUUUUUCCAGGACGAAUUGCGGAGAAGGGGACGCGUCACCCCACCCGAUCGAGGGAGAAAAGAGAGGUAACCUUUUUUGUGUGUGUGUGGAAAUACUGUCGAAUUGUAAAACGCGGGCGCGUCUUUCGGGGUCCCCCCUCGGUGGGGAAAGCGAUCCGAGAGGGGGAGGGGAGAGACUUCCUUCUCUCCCCCCUCACCCCCCCCUUCCGUGUUUCAGGAGUUUUACUUUCGCGGCAAACUUUCCGGCUUAUUAUUUAUUAUAUUAAGGGAUUUAUUUCACGGACACCCCAACUUUAUUUCGCCCGGGUUUUGCCUUCCAUUUUCCCUCAAGCUAAUUUUGCACGGCGCUUUCUUUCUCCCCAAACGUUGGCCUCUGCUUUAUUAUUAUUAUUAUUAUUAUUAUUAUUAUUAUUAUUAUUAUUAUUAUUAUUAUUAUUAUUAUUUAUUGACAUUCCUCUUUUGUUGACAGGUUCAGGAAAAAAAAUGGCUUGAGUAGAAAGCGGGCGCCUUCAGAUCGGCGUUCGGGAUUAAACGAUCCUAUCCUUUCUUUGCUUUUUCGAAAGCGAAGAAAAAAAAAAUGGGAUUUUGAGCUAGCCUUCCAGAAGGAGAAACUAACCCCUUGCAAAAUAAAAAAAAUCGAAGGGAUCAUUCAGAAAAGGGGAAAGAGUCCCUAAAUUUGUGAGGAAUGUACCGGUGACCCCUAGAUAUAGAGAGAGAGGUCGGAAUCCAGCCGAGGAAAAGAGAUGGGCGGCUAUUAUUAAUUAUUGUUACCUAAUUAAUGGCGUUCUUUGAGGAGUUCAAGUGGCGUGAAAACGAUGUUGACGGGAACGGAAGCUUUCUGCGGGGAUUAAAGAGGAGGGGGGGCGUGUGGAACCCAAAAGAAAAACCAGCCUCAGACGCUUUCAAUAAAUAAACCAGAUAUUUAAAUUAAAAAAAAAAAAGCGAGCGAAGGCAGGGCUAGGGGUGUUUCCUCUCCAAAAAUAAUAAAGGCCCGAAAAACAGGUAGAAAGGAAAAAGGGGAAGAAGAAAAAGAGAGGUUUGAUGGAAGUUUAAAAAAAAAAGGUGAGAUCUUUGCUAAUAAAAAAAUAAGCAUAAAAAUAAUGGAGCUUUUUUUUUUUUUUGCAAAGAACUUUCGCUUCUGCGGUGGCUUUUGUAUACAUCGGGCAUGUGUGUAGAGGCACACAAAUAUCGGUAGGCCUAGAUUCAUUCCCAGUGCGUGUAUCCCAUUGUGUGUGUGUGUGUGUGUGUGUGUGGGUGUUCCAUAUGUAAACACUUGAGUACUGGAGAGGUCUUGGGGUAGUAGACAGACGUUCCUCUUUGCGUUUCUUUUCUAUGCGCUUUUAAAGUUUGGCUUUCAACGCGCCCUCAGUCACAAACCCUUAACUACACAGAUUUAAUUACAAUCAGACGCGGGGGGGGGGGGAGAGAAGGUCGCCGGGUGUCGCUUGCUUUAAUUUCCCUCGGCUUGGACGGCCGGCUUUUCUUUUUUUAAAAAAAAAAAAUCAAGGUUUCUCUCUCCGCAUCACCACCCCCCCCCAAGUCCGUUUUCACACGUUUUCCCUAAAACUGGGCACGGAAAACGGCCUUAGAAAGAAGAAAGCUGGAAGGGGGGGGAAUACCAGCUAGAGACUCUAACGGGGGGGGGAGGUUGGGUAACCUGUCCUUUUAUUAUUCUAUUAGGACUUUCGGUUUUGAAUUAGCACCCCCCCCCAAAAAAAAAGGAACAGAGGGGAGGGGGGAAAGCUCAUCUUUCAAGCAAGGCCACUCCUGGCUGUUUCCCCUUAGAAGGUGUCAAUUGGAAUUUCAGACCUAACUUUAUUUAUUUAUUCAUUUAUUUAGGGGGGGGGAGAGAAAGGAUUAGAAACAAAAUGCCUUGAACGCGGGAGGCGAUUUUUUUCGAUCCGCGGAGAAACUCGGCGAUUGGAAUAAAGGAGGGGGGGGGAGUUGGUUUUUCUUCCAGCGCAAAUUUCUCGGCAAGGGCGAAUCGGGACGCCGCGUCGAUGACUUCGCCCGGAUUCGGAGGAUGCGUUUACCCAGGUCGAGGACAAUCUUAGGAGAGGCGUUCACACGAUUUACUCAAUCUGGCGGGGUUUAAUUUCCGUUAGACGCGGUUGGGCAGGUGAGCGUUUAGUUACUUUACGCUUCAGUGACUUUUUUUUUAAAAAAAUGGUUUAAACAGCUGUCGUGUGAACGCGGCCAUUGAAUGCAAUUUCUCUUCGCCUCUUAUUUAAUGGAUGUCUCCUUUCCCUCCGACCUGUUUCCUAGGAACACAUUCCCGUGGAGGCGAAUCGCUUGUUGUUAACCCAAGCCCCAAUCCGUUGGAACUGGGGGGGGGGGCGCUUCCUUCCGAGUAAACCUGGAGAAAACGGCCUGAAGGGCGAGCGUGAUUUACUUGCGAGUAAAAGCAGUUGGGACCGCCACUUAAAGUGGAAGAACCCUUGUAAGACCUUGGGAGCUGGGCGGUUUCUGCUCAGCAAGGUGUCGCGGUUGGGUUCCCACGACGCGCUAGCUAGCUCAGGCUAAAGGGAGGCUGGGUCUGCCUUGCGCGGGGCCCAGCCUGUGGGGGAAUCCCGCUCCUCGUUUCCAGGCCUUCGUGUGAAGCCAGGAAAGGGUCUCUUUCUACGGGCAGCCGCGUCCUCUGAAUCCCAGGCCGGAUGGAAAGCUGACUUCGUGGGAAUUCGCCAACCCAGAGAGAACGGCGCCUUUCCCCGACCCCAGAAGUCCCGUGUCGGCGACUGAACGAGAGGGAAAACGAAGUGCGCGCGUGGGGAGGCGUGAACGGUUGAAGGAGAACCUCUGGGGUGCGGGGUCGCGACACGCGCACCUGCCUGCCCCAUCCCGAAGGUCCAGGAGAGGCCGCGUCGGGUUAGGGGAAGAAGGGAGCGCUGCCCCUUUAAACUCCUAGAUCCAAGGCGGGAUAUAAAUCUAACAACACAGAAUUAAUUAACCUCGCGUACCCCCGAACUCUCCAAUCGAGAGAGAGAGAGAGAGAGAGAGAGAGAGAGAGAGAGAGAGAGAGAGAGAGAGUACCAUUGCAAAGCUAACACGCGAAACCUGUUCGCACGACCCCUUCCACGGGGGUUUUCCUCCCGGCUUAUCGUCCCGUUUUCUGGGUUCCCCCAAGCAAGGGAUCCCUGACCCUUCUCGCUCUCCAGCAAAGCUGAAACGGGAUUGACUCGCUUGGAGUUCCGAGCGUCGUGGGAACGCACAAACUUGUAGCACCCCUGUAAGUUUAGGGUGGCCUACUGGAAAGGAGAGAGCGGGAGAAAGAGCCGGAUUGGGGUUUAACGUGGCCUUUAGCGCCCGAAUCCAGCUCCUCUCUCUUUCUCCUCUAAAGCUGCCUCUAUGGUUACUAUUAAUAUAUUUUAAUUGGUUCUGAAACUUUUAUUGUUUAUUAAUAACGCCGAGCUUUCAUUGCUAAUAGUAACAGCAGGGCCAUUAAUAAGAGCUCAGCGUUAUUCCGGUCUACGAGGCAAAAUUGUUUGUCGUGUCUCCUCCAUUUCCCCACCAGAUAAGGGUUGAGCUGCGUUCUCACAACAAGCUGGUUAAGCUCCCCCCCCCCGCGUUUCCUGUCCCCACAACACCCCUCACUCUGCCAGAAACACAGCAGUGGCUGCCCUUGUGCUAAGCCACAGGCAAAACCUCCGGCUUUAACGCACUAUGGGAAUGCAGGCCUAAGUCUGAUUUUUAGCCAACAUCGCACCCAGCCUUAGGAUGGUGGGAGUAUAACCCUAUCCUGGUUAAAGCAGCCUGGUCCCAGUCCCCAGUGGCAGCAGGAAUAUGGGCAACUCAGUGGGCAGGUUGUGGUGUCACAAGACCAGUCACACAACCACAGGUAAGUCUUCCUUGCUCUGGCUGGCCUACCUCACGGGGUUGUUAGAACAAGGAGAGAAAGGAAACAGCUUGUUCAUCUGCUGUUUACAAACCCAAAGUUGGGUCUGAGGUUACAAAGUCUUGACUUCGAAAUAAACAAGGGUGAAUUGGACCCCGGGGUUUUUUUUUUUUUUUCUGCUUUAAUGGUUCCCCCCCCCCCACUCCGCCUUCCUCCCUCCUUCCCGCUGCGUCUCAACUCACUCCAUCCUUUGGCAGGCAAACUUAAUCCUGGGAGCUCAGAGGCCCAUUCCGGAUGCGUGAGGGGCGCUUGAACAGAGAAGCAACACCUGGCCGCAUUCACACGAUACACACCAGUCCAGCUCACACCUAGCUGAUGGCUUUUUAGUCCGAGUUUGAGUGCAAAUCCUGGAAAGUGGGAGAGGAGAGGGGCAGCUUCUGGUCCUUUUCGGCUUCCUUUCCAAGCUUCGAACGUCCAGCGCCCGCUUCCUCCAGCCGAGAGACAAUCGGCAACAGCUUCGUUUUGUCAACCCAGCAUUUAAUUCGCCGAGCCGCCUGGACAGGGCAGCAAACAAAGCCGUCAUGGUGUCUAAGAAGACGGAAGGUCCUUCAGCCCUCUGGAGAUCCCAAGAGCAAGCUGGAGAGUUUUGCCAAGAAGGGGAUCGGCAACUAGCCAACGGCGAACUCCCAUUGGCCACUGCCUUCUAUGUCGCUGGAUCCCUUCUCUGCUCCCCCAUGGCCAUCAAGAAGAUGGUGGCUCUGGAGAAGGAGGUCCAGGCCAACAUGGUCGCCCUACUGGAGAGCUGGUGUCAAGGUGAAAGCCCCAUUCCGAAGCUUGAGGGACCCUUGGACCCUCCGCCGCUCAGCGUGGCAACGGUGGCUGCUUUUCUCCUGGCCUUCGACCCCCACAACGUGACCGCCUCGCUCUUCAGAAUGGAAGCUUUGUUCAAGGCGGGCCACCCCCACCAGGUGGCCACCCAGUGUGACUCUCUGCUGGAGGUCCACCCUUGCGUGGAGCUGCUUCUCACCCACGCUUUGGCCCUGGUGCUGUCCCAAACGCACUCCCAAGACGGGAUCGCGGAGUACCUUCAGGCCUUUGUGGAAGAUCGGAACGAGACGGUGACGUUCAUGAGCCGGAGACAGAGGAGAUACACGGAGAAGAUCAUCCAGGCUUCUUUGGACUGCCUCUCGCUUCAAGACAACGAUCCGAAGGAGAUACUUAGCCGGAAAGACCUUUGCUAUGACUUCCUGGCUGCCAUAGCCCCUGAGGACCUCCGGGUCUGUCACAUUCAGGCCAAGCGUCUUUUGGAGCGUCGCAUGUACGAGGAAUGCGUGUCCCUCUCCAGCAGGGCCUUAGAAGCCUUCUCCUCCAGCGACGAGGAGACCUCAAGUCUUCGGAUGCUCCGAGCCGCGGCUUUCUUUGCCAUCGGAGGCCACGUCUCGCAGAUGCUGAUGGACCUCAUGGCCGCUUUUGAGGCUCACCCCGAGCUGGCCAAGAUCUCCUUUGAAGCCCUCUUCUCUCCAGGAGAGGCUGGAAGAGUGGAGAAGGACAGCCGGGCAGUCCUGGAGGCGGAGUUUUCCGCUUACAGAGAAGCCGUCCGCGUCAGGAACGAAGUCCGGAGCAACGGUGGUCAAGAGUUGAUUCCUCCCGUCCUCCGUACGCUCCAGUUUCUCAUCCGGAUCGCCCCGGGAUCUCUGCGGGAACUAAAUGUCCGCUUAGCAGAUUGCUACCUCCUGGAAGGUAACGUCCCAGCCUCCUUGGAGAUUUGCAACCGCCUCUUGGCCUCUGCAGAAGCCACCUACCGGAACACCCUCCUGGCCCAGCGCGGGCUCUGCCACCUUCAUGCCAAGCGCCACGCAGAGGCCCUCGGAGACUUCCAAGCGGUCCUGGAAGACGGUACGCCGCAUCCCAGCAGCUGCGUGAAGGCCCUGUGCGGACGGGGCCUGAUCCGUGCCUGGGCUGGCCAGCCGUAUCUCACCGCCUUGGAUUACCUGACCGCCUGCGGACUCAGGUUCGAAGAAAGCGGGUUUGUGAUCAAGGCCUACGUCCCCUGGAACCAGAGAGGGUUCCUCCUGCUCGUCCUUCAGGAGCAAGUGCAGAAGAUGCUGGAGAGGAAGGAGAAAGUCCGUGGCAGGUCAGAGGACCGAUUGGAGAAAACGGGAUGGAUGGACGGCCUCCAGAAGGACGGGGAUCCCUUUGGGAUCCACCAACUGGCUUCUCUGCUUCUGGAACUGGACAGUUCGGACGAGGCGUCGCGGCUGCUGUGCGCCGAUGCUUUGUACCAACUGGAUCGCCUGGAAGAAGCCCACAAGAUCCUUCGGCUGGCCCUCUCCAAGGACUCGGAGAAAUCGUCCCUUUUGGCCCGGCUGGCUCUUUUCCAGCUGAGGAAAGGCCGCGUCCCUGACUGCAACCAGUACUUGAAGAAGUUGAUUCAGACAGGCAAUUUGUCCUGCCUCCAGGCCUUUGUGAAGGUUUUAAAAGAAGACGACCGAGUCCUGUGGAAAAGCCACUGUCACACCAGGGCUGUGGCUGUCCUGCAAAACGAACCAGGCGAGGUUUAUCUGAAGGAAGCCGUUGCCUACCUCUCCUUGGCCAUCCCCGCGGGCGGGGGUAAGGCUGUCGAUUCCCUUCUGCUGCGCGCUCGUUGUUACGGGCUGCUGGGACAGAAGAAAACAGCCAUAUUUGAUUUUAAGGCUGUCUUAAAAGAAGAUCCGAGAAACACCCGGGCUCUUUGUGGGAAAGCGUUCAUUCACCUGGCCCUGCAUCAGAAGAAGGAGUCAACACAAGAUCUGAUCUCAGCUCUCCAAGGGGAUCCAGCCUCAGCUAUGGCCGAAAUCUGCUCUCUAAAGCCGGACACUCAAAUCCAAAUUCGCUCUUGGCUGCUGGAGUACUGCAAGGAUGCGUUGAUGGACCUUGGCCGUAGCCAAGACCCCCUUGCGGCAGAAACCUUGAAGGACCUCUCCAAAGUGGGAGAAGCCUUGGUGGAAAUGGACAACCAGGACAACGAAACCCACAUCCUUUGUGUUGACCUCCAAAUCGCAAGGGGAAGACCCAAGACUGCUCUGUCGUAUCUCCAGAAGAUCUUUGGGCAAAGUGAACCCAACGAUGCCGUCAACUCUCGGCUGGGAAUUCUGCAAGCGAUAUUGGGGAACUUGAACGGAAUCCACAUUUUAGCCACCUUAGCAGCAAAGGAACACAAGGACUUAGAGCACCUGAUGGGGUUUUUAGAUGCCAACCAGCGGCUAAAUCUUGCUCAGGUUGCAGCCAGAGAAGCGAAGGCAAUGCUGAAAGACCAGUGUCCCCUAGGAGCUGUCAAAUACCUCACCUUAGCUACCUUGGCAAGCCACAAUAACCCACAAUAUCUUCGCCAGCGGGCUGCUUGCUGGACCCAGUUGGAAGAUUACCGGAGCGCUCUGGCAGAUAUCCAGAUGGUGGUGCGAAAACACAGCACCAACACCUUGAAAACUCAAAUUGGGGACUUCUGUUCCUGGGGACACCUGCUGCUGUCCACUUCGGAGGAGGAGCUGGCCGUAAAGCAAUUUAUUCACGCCCUACAGCUUGACCAGCCCUUGGCCCUGAGCCAUGUCCUCGCCGAUCACAGGAGGGAGGAGGUAUCCAAAGCCUUCCUACGGACCGCCCACACUUAUUUCGCAGCUGGCCAUUACGAAGAAGCGUGGACGACUGCAAAGUUUGGCCUCCUGGUUGACCACAACAGCCCUGGCCUUCAAAAGCUAAAAGCCAGAAUUAAACGGCAGGCCUCGGGUUGCGGAAUUCAAUAACGUGUUUCUUGUUAUCGAUUUAAUUAAGUCUAACAAUCGCAUCGUUCUUGGUGUUUUUUUUUCUCCUUUCCUUUUGCUGGCUACAAAAUUCGGUUAACUAAAGAGGGAGACAUUUGAUUGGAUAACCAAGUUUUGGAGGAAGAAUUUGACUUAUUAAGCAGUUUCUUGAGCUUUUUUUUCCAACAUGUGAAGUUGAAUGCUUCAACUUCAGACUUGUCUCCUGCUUCCUCUCACUUCCUGCUUGGGCAGUUACCUGGUUUUAACUUCCUGGAAGAAAAGCAGAAGCCGUUUCAUCCUCGUUUACCCCUCUGUGAAUAUCUAGGCAACCUUUUUGUCUUCGGAUGUGCCGACUUCAUUUCCCUUCGGUCCUCGGCCAGCAUGAGUUGGCACGGAAUCAGUAAAGGACCCGUCUUGUCCUCAAGUCAUAGAAUCACAAGGCAGGAAGGGACCUUGGAGGUCUUCUAGUCCACCCCUCUUCCAAGGCAGGAGACCUUACACCAUGCUGGACAAGCGGCUGUCCAGUCUUUUUUUGAAGGUCUCCAGCGAUGGAGCACUCAUACCUCCAGGAAGCAAAUGAAGACAAUGUCCUAGCUCACGGGGGUCUCCAGGCUUGCCCACUUUCAAGACUUGUGGACUUCAACUCCCAGAAUUCCUCAGCCAUCCAUCUCCUUAAGUAAGAUGAGGACUCUCAACCGAACAUCCAAAGUUCUGGAGAACCUCUGAAGACAUUUGAGGUCCUCCACCUUCCGCGCCUGGGACACCAUGCUUGAAAGGCUGCGCUUAAUUCAACGCAAUUAAUAUGAUUGCUGCGUGGAUACAAAAAGGCACCACGUGCCCCUUUUGUUCACACUCAAAAUUACAGCCCAGUGAAAAUUUUUGCCAGUUAAAGCAAGUUUGGGCAAGGCCAGAUACAAAGACUGCACGUUUUUCUCUUCCUCAACCUCAGCAUCCUGUCAGUAACUUUUUAAAAAAAAAAAAAAAUCCGUAAUUAAUCCUUAAAAAUUAAUCAUAAUCCUUAACCACAAUCCUUCAUCCUUACAAUUCAUCAUAACCCUUUACAAUCAUUCUCAACUCUUAAUCAAUCCUUCAUCAUCCUUAAUGUCCUCAAUUUACAGCAGUUCGUUUAGUGACGGUUUGAAGCUACAACGGCACUGAAAAAGGUGAUUUAUGACCGUUUUUUCACACUUACGACCGUUGGAGCAUCUCCGUGGUCACGUGAUCGAAAUUGGCAACUGACUGGUAUGUAUGACGGUUUUGCAGCAUCUCCCGGGGUCAAACUUCUGACAAGCAAAGCCAAAUUCACUUGACAACUCUGUAACUAACUUAACAGAAAUUCACAGAAAUUUAAGUCGUGCUCACAAGCCGACAACUACGUGCCCUAAUUAAGCCAAGGAACAAUUACAGGAACGGGAAAGUCUUUGAGUCCAUUUACCGUGCCAAGAUUUAAAAUCCUUCUUCAAGGAAGAUCGGGAAUCCCCUCUUUCAAAUCCGUUUUGUUUAUUUCUUGAUUAAUUCGAUUUUAAUCCGGUCUUUAAUACCCCACCAUUAACCCAAAGGCAAACUAUACAUAAUUUUCACCCUCCCUCCCAUUUCUGUGGGGAGUGAGGUUAAAAAGUAAAUAUUAAGGGGAAACAAGUUCCCAACGGAAAAAAAAAAAACAAAGAUUGGAGAGUAGAAGAAAUUUGCCCGAAAAUUUGUUCUUUUUUUAAUCAGCAAUUAUUCUAUACAGUAGUGCAGUGUUUCUCAACUUCAGCCCCUUGAGCAUAGGUGGACUUCAACUCCCAGAAUUCCCCAGCCACGUAGCAGACAAAUUUUGAGUUUAUUUAUAUAUCAUAUUUAGAAACGGUUCCUCUCCGUCCUGGAGAAAAAAAACUACGUUAGAUUUGUUAGAAAGCAUUGCAAAGCAUUCCAAGGACAGAGUAAGUUGUUUGUCCGUGAUCCACAUAUACACACUUUUGCAAUUCCUUCUCCUUUCCACCCUGUUUCUCACUGAAAAGAUGGGUUAUAUUUUUGCAAUACAGACAGUCCUCGGCUCAUUUAAUUGACUGUUCGAAGUUGCAAAAGCACCAAAAAAAAAAAAAAA